Jaculus jaculus (lesser Egyptian jerboa) is the source of this 594-nucleotide messenger RNA. RefSeq names its product small integral membrane protein 33 (gene Smim33). The record is from RefSeq and is a predicted model, not a curated record. The transcript has a single exon. The coding region runs from base 1 to 420 and encodes 139 amino acids. NCBI's taxonomy places the organism in Eukaryota, Metazoa, Chordata, Mammalia, Rodentia, Dipodidae.
AUGUCAACCUCUCCAUCUCUCGUCCCCCAGGAUGGCUACUACGCCCUGCCUUCUCCAGCUGUGAACCGCUCACUGGAGCAGGAGCCCCAAAGGCAGCUUCCGGGGAUGCUAGGGGAGGCCUGGGAGCCCCCUCGAGGGGAUGGGCUGCCACUGCUCUCUGUCAUCAUAGCUGCCUUCGUGCUGCUGGCCGUCUGCAUUGUGGUGGCAGUACACUUUGGGCCCAAGCUGCACCAGGGCCAUGCCACUCUUCUCACAGAGCCACCAGCUCCGAAGCCAGAAGAUGGUGUUUACCUCAUUCACUGGAGGCCGCUGGGCCCCCAGGACAGUCACAAAGAAACCCAGCAGGGAUCUCCUGUCCACGGCUCUGGCCCGGCACCAGAUGGGCCCAGGCCCAGUAUUGAGGAAGUCACAUAUCUCUAGGAGGGAGAUAAGACUUGGCUCAGAGAAAAAAACGGGACUGAGAACUGGAACAGAAGCAAUUUGGAGCCUGGUGUCAGAGGACUGGACUGAGCUGGAGCUGUCCUCAAAUACUUAAAGAGAAAGCUCUGUGGUGAUGGGGGACGUAAAAGGAUCUUGAGCGAGGCGCCUCCAGAG